Molecule: messenger RNA, 1156 nt
Organism: Capra hircus (goat)
Lineage: Eukaryota; Metazoa; Chordata; Mammalia; Artiodactyla; Bovidae
Gene: ZNF428
Product: zinc finger protein 428
Exons: 3
Coding region: 537-1115 (192 amino acids)
Source: RefSeq, a predicted model, not a curated record
CGCUGCAUGAUGGGAGUGACGGCUCCCGUCACCGAGGAGUCGGCAGCGGUCUUGGGCUGUGGUGACUCGAAAGCGAGACCCAGGCUCCCUUUUCUCCCCCCACGCGGCUCUGUGCUGCUCUGGGGGCAUCCUGGGAAAACCGGACGCCCUGCCCUAAAGCAUUGUGGGAGUCUGGCUACUAGUCAUUAAUGGUCUGGAGCAUUCUGGGAUUAUGCUAGCUUCUUGCGGGGAACCGUCUCUUUUGUCACACGCCUUCCGCUGAGCGUCCUGGAAGCUUGGAGUGCUUUGACGAAGAGCGCCUUGGAAGGUGGUCGUUACAGGCCGAAGGCAUCCUGGGAGAAAUUGCAGUAGCAGGGCACUGUGGGCACUGGUCCUUACAGUACUAAGGUCUUUCCUUCCCCUGUCCAGCAUCCCUCUCUACGAGCCGACGUCUGCAUUAGAGGACCUGUGGCCAAGGUGUGGCUGUGCAAAGCUGGCCAGGGAGGGACACUGCCCAGCUUCUGCUCUGCUCCUGUCUCCUGUCCCCUCCCCCCGCCAUGACAGAGACCCGUGAGCCAGCUGAGACUGGGGGCUACGCCAGCUUGGAAGAAGAUGAUGAGGACCUUUCUCCAGGCCCCGAGCAUUCCUCUGACUCCGAAUACACUCUCUCAGAGCCAGACUCCGAAGAGGAAGAUGAGGAAGAAGAGGAGGAGGAGGAGACCACUGACGAUCCUGAAUAUGACCCCGGCUACAAGGUGAAGCAGCGCCUGGGCGGGGGCCGUGGGGGCCCGUCCCGCCGGGCGCCCCGUGCGGCCCAGCCUCCUGGCCCCCCAGCCCAGCCCUGCCAGCUCUGUGGCCGCUCACCCCUUGGGGAGGCCCCUCCGGGCACCCCACCUUGCCGGCUCUGCUGCCCUGCGGUAGCCCCCCAAGAAGCGCCAGCCCCUGAAACCCGGGCCCUCGGGGAGGAAGAGGGGGCCGCACCUCGGGCUGGGGAGGGCCGACCCACCGGGAGGGACGAGGAGGAGGAGGAGGAGGAAGAGGAGGGCACCUACCACUGCACCGAGUGCGAGGAUUCCUUCGACAGCCUCGGCGAGCUGCACGGGCACUUCAUGCUGCACGCCCGCGGGGAAGUGUAGGCAGAGCCCCACUCGGGCGCCUGGUGGAGGGUGGGGCGGGG